Messenger RNA from Dicrocoelium dendriticum, 2078 nucleotides. The record is from the annotation of a GenBank genome assembly. NCBI's taxonomy places the organism in Eukaryota, Metazoa, Platyhelminthes, Trematoda, Plagiorchiida, Dicrocoeliidae.
AUGGGUGUCCAUCUCUGCCGUUUGUACGUACUGUGGAUUAAGUGGCUGCUUCUGUUUGAAGCAUAUUCGAUCAAACAAACUACGGCACUUGUCUCGCAGCACUUGCCAUUUUCUUGGUUCAAUAGCAAGCAGCUUGUGCAUUCUCAGAGCCUGUUUGAGGGAAAAUCAACCCCUUCAGCUGUAAAAAGAAGAAUGUUGCUUCCGGAGCUAUGGAUUGAAAUAUUGGUAUUUGCAGACCAAACCGUCCUUCAAAGAUUCUCUAGUCAUCAUGAAGCUGAAGUAUAUGUCCAAACACUGAUGCACGUGACUAACAACUUGCUUCAGCAUCCUUCUCUUGGAAUCAACUUGAGUCUGGUGGUACGAGACAUUAUUUGGAUUGAUGCGGAGCAGUCCAGCGAGCUAUUGUGGGGGUCGUCGUUGGUGCGUUCACUUCACCGAUUUUGUCAGUGGGCCAUGCUUCGCCACUAUGUUCGCCACGGCUACGAUCAUGCCAUCUUGCUUUCACGGAACAUUGUACAAGCCGCUGGAAUUUCACCACUUGGUCAGCUGUGCCGAAUCCCUCACUCGUGUACGUUAGCCGAGGACAGCGGAUUUUUCUCCUCGUAUCCAAUCGCACAUGAAUUAAUGCAUAGCCUUGGAGUGGAACAUGAUGGAGAAAAGAAUGGCUGCGAUCGUUCUGGUCUGACAGGGAAUAUUAUGGCCCCGUUGAUUCUGUCUACCAGUUACAAUUAUCAUUGGAGUGACUGCACUCGUCUAACUCUGAGGGUCGCCAUGAAACUACCAUCUUCCUUGACUCUCGCCUCCACUUCUCGCAAUCCGAGCAACCGUCACAUUGUCCAUCCACAUUGGCAACCCCUUCCUCCUUACCGGUUGCUAUAUGAUGAACAAGGAACAAUAGAGGAAAGUAUUUGUCAGCAGUUGUGGUGUUCUGUUUCUGGCAUUCCCGACCACUGUGAUGCGAAAAUAAGCCAUGGACUACUGGAAGGAACAACCUGCGGUCCCAAUCGGGAAUGUUAUGUGGGGAUUUGUGCAAAACAAAAGCGCAUCAACAAGACAGUGUAUCAUUGUGGACGCUACUCUGAUUGGACGUCGUGUUCCCGGUAUUGUGGCAUUGGGACGCAGUUUCGUAUGAGGAGAUGCCAUUUAGAGAAAGAGGCACAAGAGGUGGAAUAUCCCAAUCCCCAAUUUCAAUACAAGUUGUGCUACAGGACGCAACCUGGCUCGUGUCAAACAGAAGAAGACUUUCGCGCUAAACAGUGCAACCAGUUUAAUCUGUAUAAGCUACAUGGAGUAUAUCAUAUUUGGCUGCCAUUUGUAGAUUACCAAAGUCCUUGUCAACUCCAAUGCAUGUCCAUGCAAAAUGGGCAGGUACUCAACGGGUCGAUUCCAGUUCGCGAUGGCACACUCUGUCACUACAACAAUUUGGAUCACCGCUGUGUUCAGUCACAAUGUGUGGAAUUUGAUUGUAAGGGCGUGGUCAACGGUAGAGGCAGACGCGAUAAGUGCGGUGUGUGCGACGGAAACGGGACAACAUGCAAAUUGGUUCUUCAUCGCAUUGAUCGGAAUCUCACAAUCGCGUCUGGGAGUCGGAUGGUGUACUUGGUACCUAGGAUGGCACGAAGGCUGGAGGUCUGUUUGUUCUCGGAAGACCAUGUACUCGCAUUUCAUAGCAUGUGAACAAGCAGUCAUUCGUCCCGGCUCACCGCUGUAUGGAUAAUACUGAAGUGCAAAUUACGCUUCUUUGAACCAACCCGCAUUAGCCAUUCCCCAGUAUUCUCCCAUCACUGCCAAACGUUGCCGGAGGCGAUCUAUUGAUCCUGUCACGCUUGCUUUGAUUACAUCUUGUGAGCAUGCAUCGCGCGACUGGUGUAGCAAAUUCUGCUGGUGCACCCCACUAGAGAUCACAGUAGAAGGUGUAACCUUGGUUUUCAAUUAGUUCAAUGGAGCUUGAAGAUCGGUGAGAUCCCUCGUCAUCUGACAACUUAACUCAAGGCAGUACACCAACAAUGUCAGAAGCAAGCACGAGUCGACCAAAAGGCAGAUGCUUAUCUGUUGAAAACUUUAGACUGUUAAACCCG